Molecule: messenger RNA, 1510 nt
Organism: Rhodamnia argentea
Lineage: Eukaryota; Viridiplantae; Streptophyta; Magnoliopsida; Myrtales; Myrtaceae
Exons: 5
Coding region: 138-1247 (369 amino acids)
Molecular function (GO): ubiquitin protein ligase activity
Source: RefSeq, a predicted model, not a curated record
AAGAAUUCAAAGAGUCCUCUCUCUCUCUUCACUAAAAGAAUCCCUCUAUCUGCAACACUCAUUCUUCUCUUCUAAGCCUAAUCACCCUAAAUAUACCAUCUCUCUCUCUCUCUCUCUCUCUCUCUCUCAGAGAAACCAUGCCUGUUUUGGGAGAGAGCUCUGAGCACACCAAACCCAGAAGGCCGAGAAACCAACUCAGCAAUCCCAUUCAAGAAACCACAGAUCCAAGUCCUUCACUCUUCGUCCCUCCAAACCGCACUAAACCCACCAUAUCUUCAUUCCUUCACCCGGAAUCCCCCAAUGAACACGUGCCCACGACCAUGAACCCCACCAAGAAGAAGCAUUUCGCAUCGUCAAGAUUCAGGGGGCUCGGGUGCACGGCCUCCGCAUCGCAGCAGGUCUCUGUGCCAGCAGUGAUUAGGGCAUCCGCGGAUUGGGAGAAGAGGAAGGUGAAGAAGAAGAAACAGAAGAGAGGUGGCGGUGGCGGUGGCGGUGGCGGUGGCAAUCAAACAGUGGGGGUCGAUGGUGGUGGGUCAAGCUUCGGGGGUUGCAAUUCUGGGUCUUCUUGCGUGGUGGCUGAGGACGCUUGGUGUGGUCCUGGAAUUGGCUUCUCAGCUGCUGAUGCCGACUGUGUGGUGGUCGGCAGGAGGAACUUGUCUGCAAGAGGGAUGAUGGAUGGCGAUAAUAUUGGUCCAAGAGAGCGACUUUGUGUCUCACGGCGGACUGUGAAUCCAGAAGAGUUCGUUCUGGAUUCCGACCCCGCCUUUGGAACCAGUCACCCGGGGUCGGAAGCAUAUGUGCCUGGACCUCGCCGCUACCGCCAUAUUCGACAUCCUUCACCUGAAGGCCUUGCUGAGAUUAUGGUGCUUCACACAAGCCUUGUGAUGGGAGGAAGGUUAGACUCACUCGAUCGUUACCGAGGCUGGAGACUCGACAUUGAUAAUAUGACUUAUGAGCAAUUGCUUGAGCUUGGCGAUAGGAUUGGCUACGUGAGUACUGGCCUCAAAGGCGAUCAGAUAGCUCACUGCAUCAGAAAAAUCAAGCUCACAAAUCUGAAUGAUUUGGCGCGUCAUUUCGCUGCAAAAGCAGAUAGGAAGUGCAGCAUUUGCCAAGAAGAAUUUGAAGAAGGCGAUGAGCUCGGGAAGUUGAAUUGCGGGCACGGGUAUCAUAUGGAAUGCAUAAAGCAGUGGCUUGGGCAGAAGAAUGCAUGCCCGGUUUGCAAGUCCGAAGUGGUGGCUCAGUCCUAGAAUCCUCGCGAAUCUUAGCCUUGGCAACUGCUUCCUCAGCCCUCAUUGUAUAGGUUUUGUUUCCUAUAUUAGGAGAACCCAUUCUUUUCGAUCCAGAUGCAGUUCACACCCAUCCUCAUUGUUGAAGUUUGAUUUUUUGUUCUCCUUCGGCAAUUUUUUUUUGGUUUCAAUUCUAAAAUAUAUGAUUCGGAAUUGUCUGAGAUGUUUCAAUCUGAUGAUAACUUAUCCAAUUUAUACUCUCUGAUGACAUAUACAUUUCAUUU